Molecule: messenger RNA, 27581 nt
Organism: Pelobates cultripes (western spadefoot toad)
Lineage: Eukaryota; Metazoa; Chordata; Amphibia; Anura; Pelobatidae
Source: the annotation of a GenBank genome assembly
AUGGUACAAAAGUAUCAGUCCCCGGUACGGGUUUACAAGCACCCGUUUGAGCUUGUCAUGGCGGUAAGUAAUUUUUCUAAAUUACUAGUUUCUAUUAAUUCCUUAAAACAGUAAAAUUAACGACAUCCGUUGUUUGUUUUGUUUAAUGUUUUUAUUUAAAAUUCAGGAAAAAUAAGCCGAGCUUCAAAAACGGAAAGAAAACUAUAAGCUAAAUUUCUUAAUUAUUAUUAUUUAUUUUUUUCACUCUGAUUCUCUAACUUUCUUUUAUAAUAUUUAUUAGAAAUGUUCAUGCAAUACAUACUUCGUAAAUAAAUUAAAUGUUUAAUACAAAUUUACUGCUUUACUUUAAUUAAAUUUAGGUGUAAAAAUGAAAAUAGUUUAAUAGGUUUUCACCAUAAGGCUACCAUGUGCCAACAGCUUUGAAUUUUCAGUGGAUAUGCCAGGUUGAGCAUUAUUGUCCUCUUCCCGGCAUGUGCGCGUUAUUUACAAAUCCCAGGGCUUUAGUAUCAUGGCAUCCAUUGAAAUGAGUCUGGGAGGAUGAAUGUAUUGAACUAAUUGAUUCUGGUAUGUGUACAAGACAAAAAUAUAUAAUGGUAAUAGAAGGAGGCAAUAAGGCUCUGCAGAAGAGUUGUAAUCAUCUCAAGUUUUUGCAAAAUAAAAGGAGGCCCUAGGUUGUCCUUUGUGUACGGAGGGAGCACCAAGCUCUGCAGGGGAGGAGUUGUCCGCAUGCAGUUCUGCGGAUUGGUGGAUAUAUGCUCAGGGCUCUGUUGGGGAAGGAGAGGCAGCCCCAGGGCACGCAAAGGAGUUGUGUGUGUGUGUGUGUGUAUAUAAAAUAAAUCCAAGGCUCCUGCACUCCAACUUUAACAAAAUAAAUACCUGGUGCUCUGGUCACAUAAAGUAUAAAUAAUGAAAGAAAUACCGGCACUCCAGGAUUUCAUUAUUUAUAUAUAUAUAUAUAUAUAUAUAUAUAUUCUAAAUACAUUAUUGUGUGUAGAAUAUAUGAUAAAUAUUAGUCAUAUACAUUUAUUAUUUACAUUGUUAUAAAAAAUGUAUGCCUAAGAAACAUGUGAUUUAUUUUUUAUUUAUUUUUUUAUUAAUAUUUCUAUUUGGGAUUAUAACCUCUGCCUUGACAUUUCUCCUCCAUAACUCAAUCACUGAUCAGGAUUCCGAGAAUGAUCCCAGUUCUUCCUGUUCCGGACUUUUUGAAGUCAAGGCUGGUAUACUCACAGGAGAGAACACGAUCCGUUACCUAAUCUACGCCAUCGAGCUGGCAACACAAAUUACACGCGAUUACGCCGGCUCAUCGCCCUGAGCGACACCUGAUCUCCUGACACACGUAAAGGGCUUUGUUCCUUUACUCUAGACAAAGUUCCCUUACGUCAAUCAGGCCGCCUAGUCUCCACCGUUUUCUUGGUGAAAGAGACUUCAAUUUUAACUCUAUAGAGGCUGGAGCAAUGUUUUAUGCAGCGCCCUCAAAGGGUUAUUGACGUUGGGUUUACUACCUGAACCAGGAAUUGCAAAGACUUUUAGGCCAAUGUAGCUCAUCUUUAAAAAUAGCUGAAUUGUAUUUUUUUUCCAAGUUCACAAUCUUUGCCGAAAUCUUGCAAUUCCGAUUUCAGUUUGCUACAGUUCAGUGUUUGAUUUGUUUUAAUUACUUCCUUAUUCUUAACACAAACACACCGAGAAAUUAAUUAUCAAUUAAUUUCUGUCCCUGAUAAUCAUACAUUGUUAUUUACUGAAAUGGAUAUUGUUACGAAUUCAAAAUUAAUUUCAAAGUUAUGUCCAAAGUACCUGAGUUGUAAAAAUGAAGCCAUGUUUGUCGCUUAUUUUGACCUCACAUCUGAAAUUCAGUUUGAAUUUCGACCAAUUUCCCUUUAUUGAAUAACCCAGUGAGUGUCAUAUCGGUUGUCAUUUGUCCCAGUGUGUUAGGCAGCCUUAUUUACCUCGUCACUGUCACACUCAACUUUUUAAAAACGCUCAGAGUUUUGUUUUUAAUUAGCAUUCACUCUGUAAAGUUUGUACAUAAACACUAAAAUCAGCGUCAAUGUGGCUGAUGGUAGACGUAUGUCAAAUUACUCUGGGUAAUGGUGGACAAAAAAAAAGAGGAGAAUCUUUUGAAAUAAACCAUUACUCCUGUUACUUCAAGUAAGAUGCUGCAUAAGGUAAAGUAGUCUCUACUUAAAGGAACACUAUAGAGUUAGAAAUGCAAACACGUAUUGCUAAUUCUAUAUUGUUUUCCUCCCUAUUUAGAUUUUUAGGCCCUCCUAAUUGUAAUAAAAAAUAAAAAGGUUUUUACUUAACAUUUUUCCAUUGCCAAGACUCACCCGGUGUCAUCCUGCAGGCGUUACUUCUUGGCUUCUUGUCCAGUCCAUUCGUCUCAAAGAGAAGCAUUGGAGAUGAGACUGCCUCACUCAUCCAAACAAAAACUUUGAAUCAGAAGCUUUCCUGUGAUAAGUAUUUUAUGGCGUUCAAUAUCCUUAUGCAAUGCAAGAGGCCAUCGAACCUCACAUAAUCGAGUCAAGCUCCUUUAUGAGUCAGAUGCUUCUUGGCCAAUAGGAGUGUGUUUAACACUGCAAUCAAACCUUUCCGCAUCUACUAAGCAACAAUGUUAUAGAUUACAGGGAUACAAUUCCAGGGGCACUGCACCAAGACUGCUUCAUUGAGAUGAAGUGGUCUGCGUGCCUUUUAGUGUCCCUGUAAAAAAAAAAAAAAAAAAAAUUUUAAUAACAGAUCGCUUUAAAGGACAACUGACAUUAAAUUUUCACUUCUCAUUUUUUAAGUUUAUUACAUUUAAUGAAUCUUAAUGAUAUAUUUUUUUUUAGUCAUGUACCGUAUAUACUUGAGUAUAAGACGAGUUCUUCGGCACAUUUUUUGUGCUGAAAAACCCCCACUCAUCUUAUACUCGAGUCAAUGUUUGUAUUAUGGCAACUUACAUUGCCAUAAUACAGACAAGGCCUGCCGGGCUCGUUACAAGCCCGGCAGUCCUGUUGGGGGUUGGCAGAGAGCUGUAACUUACCUUUCCUGCAGCUCCCUUCUCCUCCGGUCUGGUCAGCUCCCCUGUCAGCUCCACUGUAAAUCUCGCGAGAGCCGCGGGGUCAGAGCGUUGCCACGGGUCACACACUUGCAGUGGAGCUGACAGGGGAGCUGACCGGACCGGAGGAGAAGGGAGCUGACAGGAGCUGCAGGAAAGGUAAGUUACAGCUUGCUCCCAGCCCCCCUCCUACACAGCCCAUGGCACUAGACCACCAGGGAAUGAGAGCCCCCCUUCCCUGGCCAUGUAUCAAGCAGGGAGGGGGGACAAAUAAAAAUAAAUACAAAUUUAAAUAAUAAUAAAAUAAAAAUAAAAUAAUAAUAUUAAAAUAAUAAUAAAACUAAAAUAUGAAUAAUAUAACAAAAAAAAUUAUAAUAAUAAAAAUGCCCACCCCCCACCAAGGCUCUGCAUCACACACACUGCAUUCAUACACACACACACACACACACACACACUGUAAAUAAAUAUUCAAUUAAUAUCAUUUUUUUGGGAUAUAAUUUUAUUUCGAAAUUUACCAGUAGCUACUGCAUUUCCCACCCUAGUCUUAUACUCAAGUCAAUAAGUUUUCCCAGUUUUUUGGAGUAAAAUUAGGGGUCUCGACUUAUAUUCGGGUCGACUUAUACUCGGGUAUAUACGGUAUAUUGAUUUUUUUUUAAAAUACAUUUUACUUUUUUAUGUGGCUGAGCAAAAGCACGCAACUUAGGCGGAGUUAAAUUAUAUUAAAUGAAAUAAAGUUUUCAAAAAUGAGAAGUGAAAAUUUGACGACAUUUCUCCUUUAAAUUCAAAGCCACAUUCCCCUGAGAGUACUUGCUCCCUCGGGCUCUGUAAACUAGCCCAAUUAAUCUGUCCGUUCUUGACUUGUGCGUGAGUAUCAGGAGCACAUAGGAGAGCAAUCCUAACUUAUCCAAUGGAGAACCAGCUAUGUUAACACACUAUGAGCACACAAAUAAAAUAAAGAAAAAGUGUGUUUAAAAUUAAAGUGAAUGCAUACUGUCCCGCCCCCCUCACCCUCCAAAAACCUGUAAAGACAGCAGUAAAAUGUAAAUCAUAUUUUGUUUGGGCAUACAAUAUGCAAGCUCACAUUACUUUCUUUCUGAGAAAGGGACCCCCUGGACUGUAAGUGGUGGGAUAGAGAGGGAUACUAUGUUGCAGAGAUGGGAUGGUAUAACAAGAGGUGUAGAGGGGAGGGCACUCACCCUUCGCAGAAGGAAGGCUAGGAACAGGUUGUCACUUUAUCUACUCAUCUGAGAGUAGUGUCCUAAGUGCCCCUUCUUCAAGAUGGCUGCGGUGUCCAAGGAUGCGCUGAUUGGGAUGUUGCAGGCUUACCUGGCAUCCAAUGGAGUGGGUUCCCUGUCGGAGGUGAUGGCCGGUCUUCCACAGGAGCUGACAGGAGUGGAGCAGCGGGCGGCAGAGAGUCCAUCUCUGGCCAGUGGUGAGUUGUCUCCGUUGGGCAUGCAUGUCCCAGUGGAGACACGUGACAAGGUCCUCAGAGGGGAGUUUGUGGACUUUCUUUUGCUAGUCCCCCCUGAGAAGUACUCUGUGGAUAGGCCGCACCGUGGAGAUCCACAGAAAACUGAUUAAAAGUAAACAGCUCCCACUUUCCUUUGGGAAUUGGUUACAAGGGUUUGUGGUUUUUGCGAAAAUAGUGACCUGUCUGUUUCCGUAGCGAGCGCCGUCGUUAUUUUGCUAUUUGGACCUUAUUUAGGGUGCUUAUAAGGUUUAGGGGGGGGGGGGGUUCAGAGCUGGUUUUGCUAUUACCAGCAGUUCAGACAGAAGAUUGCAGCAUGUCCGGGAUUGGACUUUGGCACUCAGGACAGCAGCUUAUUGCUGUUGCUCAUGACUCCCAGUCGUCCCUCUUCCGCCACUGCAGGUGGUUCUCCUCUUGCAGGUUUACACAUGAGUGCUCGCAUUGUGCUGGCCUCAUCCCACAAGUCGAUGCUUUAAGAAGGCAAAACAAACAUUGCCUAAGUCUGGGGCUUGGGAGGACGGGUCUAAAGGAGAGGACACCAGUGAGCGUGGCAAGGAUGUUGCCGUCUCGAGCGCUACCCUAACCGCCGCGACGCUGCAGUGUUGGGGGAAGGGUUUUUAGAUAGUUUUUGAACCCCUUUGUUUUUUUGCCGGAGCCACGUUUUGCUGAUAAUCUGCAGUCAGUUUGGGGUAAGGAGGAUAUGCUGGGUGACAAGUUGUCCAAGGAGACAUCGCUGGGGCGCAUGGCUGGGCCUUUUGAUUUUCUCCCCUUUCCUAACCUGCGGGUAUCGCCCUUGGGGUUGGUGCCGAAAAAGGAGUCUGGGUCCUUUUCGUAUGAUUUAUCACCUGUCCUACCUUGCUGGGAGUUCGGUGAAUCAUGACAUUGACAAGGAGUUCAGUAGGGUUUGGUACGCCUCCUUCGAUCGGGCUUUGUCAAUGGUUAAGAGAGCGGGAGUGGGGGCACUCCUGGCAAAAUCUGACAUUGAAUUGUCAUUCGGUUGUUACCGGUUUACCCGGAAGGACUUUUCUUAGGGAUAGAAAUUGACAUGGUGGACAUGUGUUUUUUUUUGUUUGUUUUUUUUUUUUGUCUGCCAGAUGAAAAGCUCAUUGUGCUGCUGAGGCAGGUUGAUCUGGUGAAGUCGGUGCGGCAGGUUCAGCUGCGGACGAUGCAGUUAUUGCUGGGUCAUCUAGCUUUUGCUUGCAGGGUUCUGCCUAUGGGUAGGGCUUUUUGUCGUCGCUUGUCAUCGGCGACGGUCGGGAUCAGGGAAGCACACCAUUUUAUUCAAGUGACGGCUAAGCUGCGGGCUGACCUGCAAGUAUGGAUUGCCUUCCUAGGUAAGUACAAUGGGCGGUCAUGCUGAUUGCAUGAAGCGGUGUCUAAUUCUCAGUUGGACCUCUUCACGGAUGCAUCAGAGCUGGUUGAGUUUGGGGCCUUCUUUCAGGGUUAGUGGUGUGCAGCAGCGUGGCCUCUGGCAGUUAGACGUUAUGUGUAACCUAACAUUUUUGGAACUUUUUCCCAUAGUGGUGGUUCUGGCGGCAUGGGGAGAGUAUCUUCGGGAUCAUGUGGUGGUUUUUCACAUGGACAAUUUAAGUGUUGUCCAUGUGAUUAACCGUUCAUCGUCUUUGUCUCCUCCAGUUCUGUCUCUCUUGCGACAUCUAGUGCUGCUAAGCUUAAGGUUCAAUGUGUGGAUGCAGGCACAGCAUGUCCUGGGGGAGUUAAACGUAGUGGCUGACUCUCUUUCUCGGUUUCAGUGGGACCGGUUUCGGGAGUCGGCUCUGCAAGUGGAUUGCGAGGGUCUUCUCUUCCCUUCCUACUUAUGGGACCUGGUUUCAGAGGCUUGGUGUCCAGGUCGGUAUGGUUAGGUGGGUUGUCUCUCAUGAAUGGGUCGGUUCGGCUGUCAUCUGAGACUGCCCGGUUUGAGGUUACGUUGCAGUAUUUGAAUAGGUUACUCGAGCAGGGUCACUCUUGCUCAGCGGCAGAAAAAUCAUUGUCUGCUCUAUCAUCCCUGUUUAGUUUUUUGGGAUGAAGAGACAUUGCCAAAGAGUUUUUGCUUUCAAUGCAUUCUGCGGGGCUGGAGGAGUCGGAGGCAUCCAUAUCCGUGAAUUUGCUGUGGCAGUUAAUGGCGGCAUUGCCUAGUGUUUGCGGCUCGGAUAACGAGAGUCUUGUAUACCAGGUGGCAUUUGUUGUUUGUUUUUUUGGAGCCUUACGAAUGGGGGAGCUAGUAGCCCUCAAUCACUGUUCGGUUGGCCCAUUGUUAUCGGAUGUGCGUGGUCUGAUAGUUUUGGGGACUUACAUAUUCGUAGGUCUAAGACUGAUCAGUCCGGGAGAGGUCUCUAGCUCUGGGUGGGUAAUACUGGGGGUGAAUUUUGCCCGGUUCGGCUGUUUUUAAUGUUUUCUGGUGUUUCGGCCGUUGUCGGUCUCGCCAUUGGUACACGCAGGUGGGUCCCCGCUUACGUGGUUUCAGUUCAGGUUGGUGCUCAGGAAAGUGUUGGUGGCUUGUGGGCAAGAUCCUACUGGUUUCUCUCCUCAUUCUUUUCGUAUCGGGGCUGCGACGCAAGCUAGCGUCUUGGGUUUUAGCCGUGCAGCGUUUAAGUAGAUGGUCAUCCAGGAAAUAUCAGCUGUACAGCCUCAUUUGUUGUGAUUUGUUUCAGGGUGUUCUCCCCGCUAUGUAUGGAUAUUGGGACAUUCGUUUAUCUAUUGGGCAGCUCGACGGGCAGAGUCACGUUCCUAUGGAUGUAACCUGGGGAUUCCAGCAGAGUUGGCGAGGGUUCACUGGAGGGGUAUUCGGGGGUUGUCAUGGAAGCAGGUUUACCCGGAGUGCGUUGCCCUUAGCAGGUUCGUGUCAGGGUCUGGACCAUUUUGAUCCAUACAGGAGGUAAUGUUCUAGGCAGGGUUAGGACAGUGGAUUUAGUGCACUCUGGAAAGUGUGACUUGGCACGGUGCUUGGCAUUGUUUUCGGAGUGUACUUUAAUAUGGUCGAAGAUUGUUCCCCGUCCAUGUUGGCAAGCCUUGCCACAUGCCAGGAGUUUGGAACGGGGCAGACUCAAAUUCAGUGUCACUAUUUCCAGGUGUGGGUGUCGACUCAAAACACCUAAAGCUUACAAUGUGAUCUAAUUUUUUUUAAUUUUUUUACAAAAAGUGCAGAUUUCAAUAGCACUCUGCCUUGGUGGUGUUUCGAUCCGACACAUGGAGCUGGAGGGGGAGAAUCGCAGCUUAAUGAGGGCGGAUGGAGUGCACCUUAAUCAGACUGGCUUGGAUAUUUUUAAUUUGGGUCUACAAGCAGGAAUAGAACAGGCGCGGUCUGUGGGGGGUGCGGGGCCGGCAGAGGGGAAUUAGGGCCGGCAUUGCGGUGGAGGAGUUCCUGGCCAGCGCAAGUAAUUCACGAGACAAGGCUUGGGGGAGUCACAGCCUGCUAGGGCUGAUGGCGGAAGGCAGGCUGUACAAACCCUGGAAAUACACUGUUUUAUAUGUCUGUUGGGUAGCCCCCACACCAGCCGACAGGUGGUGAUAAUGCUGGCAAUGUUUAAAGUUAAAUAAAGCUGUGGCCUUUGCCCUUAUCCAACACUCAGGCGUCAUGUCAUUAUUGGGGGUAAUGGGAAUGUAAUUUGGUCAGCAGUCAGGUACUAGAACAGGUGUGCCCAAAAAGGUAGAUCCCCAGAUGUUUUAAAACUGCAAAUUCCACGAUGCUCUGCCAUUCUAAAUGCAUUCCAAAGAAAUGCAAAGCAUCAUGGGAGUUGUAGUUCUACAUCUGGGGAUCUCCCUUUUCGGCAGCCCUGUCUUAGACGGUAGAAGGCUGUUUACAGAAGCAGAUCUGAAGAGUUUUGCUAUUUUGGCGUAAUAUGUGCAAUUCCAUUGCCCGUCCCUGGGAUAUUGAAUAAACCCCCAAUAUAAUGUGAUCCUAAGAAUCACAACACACUUUUAUUUUUUUGUGUGCUCCUUUUGGCAGGGUCCCCUUCGCCUAAUGUUAGAAUGAAUGGUUUGUCUAGUUUUAUUCAUUGUACUGCGCUGCAGAAUAUGUUGGCUCUAUAUAAAGAAUUCUAAUAAAUAAAAAGUUCCAUUGCCUUCCGUUAAUGUCAGAUUUCACCAAUUUGGACAGCGAGGAUCUGUCUGUUCCUGUGAUCUGGAAGGAGGUGGUAGGAGUGCAGUCAGCGUUACAUAACAAUAGAUGGAGAGGAGCCUGGGUCUCUCAGCAACAGAUUAGCAGGCACGAGGAUGGAGGCCAGCAGAUGCUCCCAGAGAGAGCACUCUGUGUAGCCUGGGGCAGAUCUUGUUUUCAGCAGCACCUGGGCUUGUUGCUUUGCCGCAGCUCUCACAGGAGCGAGGGAGCAAGGUGUCAUACGAGCAUUGUUCAUGGGAAUCAGAUUUUCAGUGAUGGGGCUUAUUCACUAAACACUGAAUUGGAAACAUUUUUAAACUCACCUAUGGUCACAGUUUGUCUGUUUUAGUCUACAGUUUGCAAUUUAGUUUUCAAUUCACUACAAUCUGGUAUUCUUUUGAAAGUACAGGAUAACCUAAAAACACUUAUUAAACCAUUAUAGUACAUACACUUCCUCCAAUCUAUACAGAAUGUGUCUAUUGUCCAGAAUAUCACACAGUGAUGCUGUUUAUUCACAAAAAAUUGACAAGAAGUUUUCAAUAUCAGCUAUAUGUGCCAAAAUGUGGCAAUCCUCUUGUUAGUCCCUUUUGGUCCCUGUCUGCUGUCCACGAAUUCUCUUUUGGUGACGAAAAACCAUGUCGGUAUAUGGACAAUUGCUUAUACCACUAGGCCUUUAGGCUGGCUGAGCACCAUGGGAAUAUAGUUCAUACACAUCUAGGACGCCAAGCUCAGCCACCACUGGGCUAAGAAGGCAAUCUACCUUUUGUAAUCCACUAAUUUUCCUUUGAUUACAUCCACAAGUGCACUGUUUACUUCUAAUAUACCUAAGAGAUCACUCUCAUUAGGAUAAAAAUGUCCUGGAGCUCUGCAUUCUCCCUUUGAUAAUACAGAGCGUUGGAUAUCAUUAAAGGGACAUUCUGCGCACCAUAACAACUAUAGCUUAUUGUACAGAAUUUUAUAUUAAAGCUAAUUGGGUUGAUUAUGGUGGCCUUCAAGUUUGUUUGUUUUUUGUCAACACACAUUUUCAAACAGUUUGAAAAAUAAAUAAAUAGAAACCAAGGGGAAUGCCACUACCCUAAGCCCUCCUACUUAGUCUCUGAUGUCAUAAUAAAGAAUUUCUCUUCCUCAUUACCUAUACACAUAUUUGGAUAGUGUGAGCAUGCAUUGUGUACUGACACUGUGCUAUUAUGAACUGAAAGUGGCUGUAGCAGAUUAUUCCUAAUCUCUUCAAUAUUGGUUGCCAAUUCAGUAUUAAAUGAACAUUCAAAACACUGAAAGCACUUUAGCUUGCAAUGUGAUUUUUGUUUUUGUUUUUUACAAAAAGUGCAGAUUUCAAUAGAACUCUGCCUUUUUAUGAAUUAAUCUUGUGACACACCCCAGGCUGUCAAUCAGAUAACCGGUCCUGUAACUUCCUGGUUUGGUUAGCUCAGUGGAGAUAAACUCAAAAGGCAGCAAUUGCCCAGAGCACCUGUCUUGCAAAUACUUCUCAUUGAGCUGCAUUGGGAAGUCUGUGAUUGGACAGUCACAGAAAGUCUGGGCGGGGUUAGAAGGGGAGGGAUUGCUAAGGUUGCAGACAAGAGAAUUGCAGCUAUGCAAGCUGCUUUUAGAUAUAUCCCUAAUGAAAAAAUGAAAAAUUAAAUACACGUGUUUUCAUUGGGUGUAUAUCUACUAAAUAGUGAUUUGUAUUUUUGCAUUUUGGCUGUGGAGUGUCCAUUUAAUUAUUCAGCUCUCAGCCUAGCAUUAAGUGGUGCUCAGAGCAAGCCUUUAUUUUUUUUUCUCAGCAAAAUCCAAGCUGAGCCAAGUGACCAUUAAAGGAUCUCUGUUAACAAAGCAGAUUAACAAUUAAAAAUGUUUUACGCCCCUCCCGUGCAUUUACCUAUGUACAGCAUGCAUCCCUACCAUCUUUCAGCAUGGAACACCACGCACAUUACCUACGCCCUCCUAGGAAUUUACUCGCACAAUCUUUGAUUAGACAUGAGGGGGAUAAUCCUGACUCUAAUAAAAAAUGGGUGGAAAUAGUAACUGUGCUGUUAUAUAUGUUACAUAAUGUUACAUAAUGGCUAUUUUACUUGUACUUCAUACAUGUUCUUCCUUUAUGCACAUGAUGUAAACUGAUUUUUCUUCUUGCAUACCCACAAAAAAAAAAUAAAAAAAAAAAAUGUUUUACACCAAGUGCUCUUGAAGUGCCUAUUUGUUCUUUGAUUGCUUUAGAGUGUCUGUAUUAUAUAGCACAGUUAUUGGGCCACAGACCAUGAUUUGAAUUCUGCUUUCUGACAAAUGCUGCCAUGGUCGUAGAAUUGGCCGGACUGUCCUCCAAUAAUAUACUUUACAAGCUCGUAGUAAGAUUUUUCCUGAGAACCCACACUGAUCGUGGGAUCUGUCCAAAGCUUAUUCCCCAUGAUCAGGGGUAGAAUGUGCACUGUCACCCAGGCCACCAGCAUCCUGACCAGUGAGGGCCCAGAUUGGCUUGGAUAAUACACCAGACUCAGUACACACGGAAAGCCUCUGUUGCAUAUAAAGCCCUGAGGUCCCGGCUGUCAGUUGCGUGUGAACUUUUUUUCCUGGUUUAUGAAAAGCAGUGUAAAUAAUUUACAUACAUUUCAGCAAGUUCACAGGAAAAAAAAUAUAUUUGUUUCCUGUUAUAUCACCUAUUGCAGCCCUCUCUCUGCCUAUCCCACCCGUCUCUGCCACGCUACCCUCUUUUUCAGAUCUAUUGCCCCUUCUGCAGCCUCUUUGCCCAUUUUGUGCCAUCUCUGUACAUGCUACCCAUUUACCACAUUUUACCCUCUUUUCCCAUUUUAUGGGUUUUUGUUUACUCCUCUGAGCCCAUUCCAUUCCCACUUUGCCUUUUCUGUGCCCACUACAGUGCUUCUUUGCCUAUUCUACCAAACAGACCAUUCUACCACUCAUUUGAUCACAUCUUUGUACAUUGACUGACUUUGCUUGUUCUGCCCCCUCUUGGCUCAUGUUUUCCUUCACUUCUGUUUGUUGAAAACAUAUAACGAUCAACCCAGUACCCAAACCAGAAAAUCCAAAUGCAAAUUGUUAUCUUGCAUGAUUCGGCUCGGAAAUGGCUUUCAUGCAAAUAUCAUGCUACGCUGCAGGCAGAUUUAGACUGCGGUUGACUAUAGAUGUCUGGAUGUGUUUUUUUGCAACCUCAUAGACAAUUCCUAUAUCACAUGCACAUAAGACUUAACCUUUAAGGAGAAAGUGGGACUCGUUGAUAAGGAUGCAGAGAGAGGGGGUGAUUGGCAAUAGAAGGGGGUCUAUAGGAGAACCCCCUGGUUUGUGUUUUCUUGAGACUUACAGGACCUGUGCUAGUUUCUUUGUUCCAUACUUUUUAUAAAUCACAUGUGAGAAGCACAGUGCUAUUGUCAGUGACUUCUCUACAGUUUGUAUUGGGGCCAUUUGGUCCCACCGACACUAUAGUUUAGUUUAUUUCUUUCAUUUGGAUGUGACCCUGUAAGUACAUCUGAUCUCCUGGUUUAAUGAGGUUUGCAUAGAUGGCUAAUUAUAAAGCUAUGUCUGACUUUAGACACAUUUUUUUAAAAUGCCAGAAGAACAGUUACCUCUCCCCAUCCAACCAAUAAUAUUUCUUCUACUUUCCACUUACGCCAUCAACUCUCAUUAUUACAGAUAAAGUGAAGUUAUAUUUUCAUUUCAUAUACUGUACAUUGUGUUAUUUUUUUUUUCUAUAUGAAUUUAUGCAUGCAAGGUGUUAUUAAACUGUAGAAUUUGUGUUAAAAUGCUGUAAUUUGGGGGGGUCUAGGACGGAUUAAUCAAAUUUACAUAAAUUGUUAUGGGAAAUGUUAAUUCUGCUUUCAAACAAAUCGGAACUCGAACAGCCUUCUGGAACUCAAAUAGCCCACUGCAGUUUCUUCUAGGUCUUAAUCACCAUCUAAGGGCCCUAGAAAUGUUAGGUAGGGAUUUCACUCAUAGUUAGAGAAGGUAAAGACUAACAUAAGAGAUAUUCUGGGUGUUCAUAGUGCACAACCUCAUGAUAGACUCUUUUGUUGUUGUUGUCCCUUUAUUUAGGUCCCUUACCUUUUGCAUCUGUAUUUGUUGCCCAUUAUCUGGUAGAAGAUAGAGCGAGAAAAUGCAUAGUAACUUUUUAUUUAUUUAUAAAAUAUUUUACCAGGAAAGAUACAUUGAGAUUUCUCUCGUUUUCACGUAUGUCCUGGGUCCACAACACAUUGCAUUGUUACAUUAGGGUGCAAUAAAAUAUAAAAACAAUAUUAAUACACCAUAUAUACAAAAUUUAACAUAGAACAGGCAGGAAAUAUAUAAUCAACCAUGACACGUGCAUUCUGUUUUGAGGUAUGUAGAGAGGGAUCUCUUAAAGGACUUAUAUACUCCUAAUUAUCAUGAAACUAUCUGUUUUUUUUUUUUUUUUUUACUUUUUACAUUAUUUUAACUUUGUAUUUAUUUCGAAUUAAACUAUAUAUGGUGGUUUUAAAAGAUGCAAAUGAGUUGCAAAAUCAUUUUUCAAGCAAAGUUAUCUUUUCUAGCCGCAAGGUAGAAAACAGGAGCCAGCAAUUAAUCAUAUCGCUGUUUUAUUGAAGUUCGCUUCAAGCAUUGCAGUGCCCUGAAUUCACAAACCUCCUUUCGUAUCACUAUUUGUUCAGUAAUCAGCAGCGCUAAGAUAUGUUGUAUUAUCUGAAAUAAAUAUGCCAUUUAUUUAAUUCUCCAAAUAGUUUAAAUAAAUGAAGAUAAACCCAUAUAUUAAGCUUAAGGCUAUGAUAGAGUGAUAAUAAGUUCCCUGUAGUUCAGCUACUUCGAACAUAACUGCCUCGGUCUGCUCUCUGCCGCUGGGGCUGUUGCAAGCAGAAUAUCGCCUUGUAUUUACCAUGAACACAUUCCAAUCUCAGAACAAACCCCCCUCUUUAAAUGUUCCAUAUCUCAAGGUCACAUUUAUGGAAUGAUUCUUCAGAUAAGGCGCAAACACAGGGAUGGUAACCGGAGAAUGCCAUGGAACUUAAAGUACUCAUAGUGGUUUAUCCGCUAAACUCCCAGUUGUGGCAAACUGUAGUCCAAAUGGCAGAAUGCAGGCAAAAAUUAAAAGAUUCUCAAACUACACUACAGCCAUUUGGCUAUUUUAACAUAAAUUUAGCAUUUCAGUUUUCGAUUUGCUAAAAUUUUGAAUGUAAUGAGUUUACACCUUAUGGGUUAAAUACAAAUAAAAAUAUAAUUUUGGGUAAUUUACAAUGGAAUGGCACAUUUAGGCUAAACUAGUCAAAUCAGAACUAUUUUGUGACCCCUCUCUAUUUCCAGCUGUGUACUGGAUAGUGUUUAUUCCCAUUUUAAGAAUUUUCUGAGUAUAUUUUCCACUUCGGUUUGAAAUUUGUAAUUCCCUUAUCAAUGCACCACAAUUCCCUGUUUAGUGAAAUAUACUGUCACAACUGGAGUCUUUUUAGAAAUGAUUCUGUCCUGCUAUAAAACUUGCAAUUGGGUAAAUGUCAGCGCACCUCGUCCGUAGAAACCAGGAAUUCAAUUUCUCCAAAUCUGUUCUUUUUCCCCAAACUCUGUUAUUUGGGACUAAAUAUGCAAUUCCCUUGUUAGUUUUCACAAUGGCCCAUUUAUUGACUGAUCCUCUGAGCACCAUAACCACUGCAGCGCGAUUAGCUGGCGCUCUCCACCAGUGAGCUAGGCUUAGCUCAGGAGAGGUAAUGGAAGCUCCUAAACAGGACUUGUGACUCUCUGUUGGAUGUAGUUAAGGCUUGUAGCGGCACCUGGCAGAGCCCAGGUUAAAAAAACGUUUGAUUUCAUACAAUAUUGGGGCCCCAGGACAUAAGAAGUGUACUGUAGUAAUUAUGGUGUCCAUAGUGUUCCUUUAAGGGAUUAACAAAUGGGACUUUUGAUACGUUGCAUUAAAAAAAUCCUUAUAUUCUUAAACGGUUGACGAUAUCACAGGUUGUACUAUAUAGAGCUGUUCAGGAUUAGUCAGAUGUAGGUCACAUCAUAUACCUGGGAUGCAAAUCUAAGGUAAGUAGCUAAUCCACUGGAGUACGUCUGCUAAUCGAGCUCAUUAGAAUGUGGGUAUCCUGCAGGUAAUUCCUUGUCUUAUUGACAACAGGGCGACAAGCAGCACAGACGCCAGAUCAGCUAUUAACCCCUAAAGAACCAACGAUAUUUCAGGACUUUCGCUGUAAUGAGGGAUUUGCCCAUCGCUGGUACGGAAGUGAUUAAAUGGAGAUAAUUAUCAAUAUGUAAAUAUUUACAGUUGUUUUAAUACCUGCCAUAAAUUAUGCAGUCUACACUGUUUCUUGGACAUAUCAACGUUUAUACAAUUCUGCAUUUAAGGCCCAGGUCCAAGCAGAAAGACCUACUGACCUACCUGCCUGCACAGAGAGGGUCCUCUCACAGACAGGAGACCUAAUGGGCAGAACUGAAGAUGUAUCCCCAAAGCCUUCUGAGCUAUAAGCGCUGACUGGGCAUUACUCUGAUGUCACGCAGCUACUCUCUUGCACUGUCAGUAUCUGAGUAACUAAUCAAGAUGGAAGUCAUACAUACCACCCACUAGUGAAAAUGUAACUUAUUGUAAGUGUAACAUGACUUACUCACACAGUUUAAGGACACAUUACUAUGAAUUUUAUAAGCUUUUAUACCAUAAAACACACCACAAAUAUGGAGCCUUUUCUAUUAGGAUGGAAAAGAGGGCCUUGGCCCAACAUAAGGACUGUCUGUCCUACAGGUGGAAAGUUGGCAGGUAUGUACACUAUGUAAGUUUCUAUACCUUGUCUUUUGUCCCAUUGUGAGUGAGGUUUACUGAGCUCUCAUGAUCUGCCACGGACCCCUAGAGUUAAUUCUAGUUGGCACCAGAAAUAGCAAACAGGAAGAGGACUGGGAGACACUGAUAACCCAACGCUGCCUUCAAACCACGACAGCAAUGCAGAGACCUCCUACCCCCUUCACAUAACCUCGCCACGCUCUCUUCACAAGCUGUAUUUUUAGAGCAGCGCAAAAGAAGAUUACACAGAGCGGCUUAGCUGGGACAUGUGGGACAGAAAUUCUGAAUGGAGAUGACACCUUCUGUGACAGAUAAGAGCGGCAAGGAGAUUUCCAUAUGUGAACACAGAAUUCGUCCUCCGGUAUAACGUGGGAUGCCUUUUCCAUGAGUGUUGCAUGCCUGUGACGUUUGUUUGUGCAAAACAAAAACGCACAGCUCUGAUUUCAGGGUUAAGCAGUAUUAGAACCACCAGCACUUCACCGAACACACACUUGUGGCAUGCCUUAUAAAAAGUGCGAUAACAGAAAACUGACGUAAAAUUCUAAUCUUGGAGCAGUCACCAUGGAAACUGACAGAGUGAUAAAAAAAAAUGAAUUGGAGAAUUUUUCAAGCUGCACUGUUUUGGUUUAAAUUGUACAAUUUUUGUUUUCUCUUAACCUGUUUGCAGUUUAGUCUAAACAGAAUGAUUCCAGGUGGAUUUAGAAAUAGAAUAGGUAAUUAUUUCACUAAAUGUUACUUUAAUCCAUUAUGCAAUUUUUACAUACUGCUCAAUACAUCUCACUAACAGGGUUUAUUUACUAAUCCUUGAAUUAGAGACAACUAUAUAUUUUACACUACAUCAUGGGUCGUCAACCUGUUCCCUACCGCCCAUUAGUGGGCGUUUCAGGAUUCCAGGUGGGCGGUAGGGAUUUCCUCGUUUUUAGAGACUGAGUGGGUGCGAGCCGGCGGUACCCCUGCGACCGGGUGCCGCCGUCACCAUUUGCGGCCCCGGCCCACGCAGCAAACGGCCGGGGCCGCCGUCCAAGGGGUCCAUUGGGUGGCCCAUGCUGUCAGGGCCACCCGAUGGAUGUGGAUUGUGAGGGGGCCCGGUCAGCGCUGGGCGCUUUAACAGCGCAACCGGGCCCCCUGUGAUUACAUCACAGAGCUAGGAGGAAGUGACUGCACGUCACUCCUCCCAGCUAACACACAGACCGCGCGGGAGGAAGCAGAGGGAGUCAGAGUGGGAACUCUGACUCCCAUCUACCUGAGCCACCACUGGACCCCAGGGAAUGUCACCCUCCUGCACCUAAAAAGUAGGAAACAGGAGGAUGACUAAAAUAUUUUGUGUGUGUUUGUUUGUGUGUAUGUGUCUUUGUAUGUAUGUCUUGUCUUGUGUGUGUCUGUAUAUAUGUGUGUAUGUAUGUGUGUAUGUCUUUGUAUUAUGUAUGUGUCUUUGUAUGUGUGUCUUGUGUCUAUAUGUGUGUAUGUGUCUGUGUGUGUCUUUGUGUAUGUGUGUGUGUGUGCGCAUGUCUGUGUGUGUGUGUCUGUAUGUGUGCCUGUCUGUUUGUAUGUAUGUGUCGUGUGUGUGUGUGUGUGUGUCUGUAUGUAUGUGUGCCUGUCUGUUUGUACGUAUGUGUCUUGUGUGUGUCUGUAUGUGUGCCUGUCUGUGUGUCUGUAUGUGUCUUUGUAUGUGUGUCUUGUGUGUGUCUGUAUGUGUGCCUGUCUGUGUGUCUGUAUGUAUGUAUGUGUGCCUGUCUGUGUGUCUUUAUGUGUCUUUGUAUGUGUGUCUGUAUGUGUGUGUGCCUGUCUGUUUGUAUGUAUGUGUCUUUGUAUGUGUGUCGUGUGUGUGUCUGUAUGUGUUUGUGUGUGUGUCUGUAUGUAUGUAUGUGUGCCUGUCUGGUAUAGUGGGCUAUAGUAAGUGGGCUACCUAGCUCAGUCUUACUACUGGGCAUUGCUAUUAGGAAGGUUAAAAAAUAGAAAAAAGGGAAAAAAAGGUGGGGAGGGGAAUUGAGAAGGGAGAGGAGAUGAGCUGACGCACAGAUGAGAAAUCAUAUUAUGAGUAAACAGAAAAGUCAUCUGAAUAUCACCGAAAGAGACCUUCGUUUGUUCCUUACGAAAAUUGAACCAGAUAUCAAAUAUUUAGUCUUGCAGCAUCAACCUUAAGGGUCUCAUUAAUCACUAGUAAAGGUAAUUUCAAUUUACUUUGUUUUCUCAUUAAACUUUAUAAAGUUAAAAACAUUAUAAACAUGCAUUAGGUAGAAAUAAAAAGAUAAAUGUACGUACAUUUAUUUAUUUUUUUGAAAACACCCUCCUUUCUAAAAAAUAUUCCACACUUGCGCGAAAACUGGUGGGCGGUAAGGAAAUUUUUCCAUCAAGAAAGAUGCGUUAGUGGGCGGUAGGUAGAAAAAGGUUGACUACCACUGCACUACAUAGUUGAUCUGGAAUAAUUUUCCAAUUCUGUUUUAUUAUUUUUCCAUUUUUUUCUGCUUUGAAGUGAAUUGCCAGUAUAUUAUCUAAACACAUAAAUAAUCAGUAGAUUGUAAUUGGGGGCACUGCACAUUCUAUUUUUUUUCUUGCAGUUUCUACAACGUCCCAUGUAACACUGUCCCAGGAAGGUCUAACGUACCUUCAGGCUUCCUUAAAAGCGUGUCCCACAAAACCAGUCCAAGGUGGCUUAAAUUGCUGCCAGGAGUCAUGUGCUAUAGUCUCCAACUGCUAUUACAUUUCUCAAUGCCUUUCUAACUAUGGUGGAAACUCAUUGUUAAGAAUAUUUAAUAUAUUAGCUUAACGACAUGGCUAGAGGGAGUCACAGUGUUAAUUGCAGCCUUAAGUGUAUUGUUUGCAAUUCUAAGUUCUUUUUGCAACCUGGUCUGUUGUAGAAUCUUUACAGAUUUAUUUUAAAAUGUUUAUUUAAAAAAUAGAAACUAAUAAAUGAUAAAUGCUACUUACAUUUUUAUUUACAAAAAAUGCUCACUAACCAUUUAUUAGCAAAGUUAUAAGGACACUAUCGGCACCAAAACAACUUUAGCUUAAUUUAGCAGUUUUAGUGUAUAGAUCAUGCCUCUGCAGUCUCACUGCUCAAUUAUUUGUUAUUUUGGAGUUAAAUCACUUUGAUUAUACAGCCCUAGUCACACCUCCCUGCAUGUGACUUGCACCGCCUUCCUAAACACUUCCUGUAAAGAGAGAUCUAAUGUUUAAAUGAACACUAUAGUGUCAGGAAUACAAAUAUGUAUUCCUGACACCAUAGUGUUAAACUAUUUAGGUCCCUGGUCACCCUUAGAUCACUCUAAAGAGGUGAGUUUACUCAUCUUUUCUCAACCGCUGCACCAGUCUCGCUGCGUCUGGCCCUGCCUGGCUCUGCCUCUGUGGCUAAGAUCAAAUUUUACAUUUUCUAGUCUGUAUUCAUUUAUAUAUUUUUACUUAAUCUCUGAAACAUUUAAAAAGUGUGGAUCAUCUUCUGUCUGUAGAGUACCUUUAAAUUCAUUUUUUUUUUAAAUUAAAUUGUACAAAUCAUAGAAUCACAUGGUAUAAAUGAGCCAAGAAUUUUAAAGAAAUUCUGCAUAACUGAUAUGCUUUAUUUCAUACAGGCGUACGAGAGGCGCUUUCCCACAUGUCCUCUCAUCCCGGUCUUUUUGGGAAGUGACAUCGUUCAAGAACAUAAGAGUGAAGAUGGAUCUGUCCACGUGGUGGAGAGAAUCUGUAAGCUGAACGUCGAUGCCCCACGUCUUCUUAAAAGGGUAAAAUUAGGAGGGUACCACCCAUUCUUUCACCACCUACGAUGCCUGCUUGCCGUGUAUCUCACUGUCUGUUUAAAAUGUAUUUUUCCAUCCUUUUCUAUAUUACCUUCUUUUUAUCUCACUGUCUCCCUUUCAUACAUGGCACUCUACGUUAUUGUUUAGCUUUCAUUUGGAAAUAGGGAAACCGUAAGUUUACUUUUUCACUAUACAUUUAUUGCAGUUUUAUGGGCAGAAUAAGUAAAUAUACUAGGGAAUAGGAAGAAGGUAACGCAAUAAGAGAAUUAAUAGAAAAGGGUUUCUGGGUAAGAGGGGAAAACUAAUUCGCUGAUGCCAGAUCAGGUUAUAUGUUUGUAUCGUACCUUCGGAGGCAUGCGUACUUUUUUCCAUAGUUCAUACUUCUGGGUUAUCCAAUCCUGAAAAGUGUGAGGAGAUGAUUGGUACCAGUGCAAAGUUAUCAGGGCCUUAGCAACAUUCACCAGAAGUAGCGUGACAUGGAAAUCAAGUAAUGGGUAUAUUGGAGAAAGAAUGUGUGUGAAGAGACAGGUGGCGAAUGUUUGUGAUGAGCAAUAAAGAGGAGUAACCUUGCCUUGAGUAAGAUCCGCUCCUUGGUUUCCGGACUUCUCCAACAGAUACUAUCUCAAUGGGCAAGUAGGUUACAUGCAGCCUAGCAUUUAAUAGAGAUGGAGUACUUCAGUGUUAAAAUCAAGAUCAGUCAAGAUCUUUUCCAGUAUUCACCCAUAAAUAGAUUCCUAUUUGGAUUAAAUCUUAGAAUUAAGGUAUGUGUAGCGUGACAGUAUGGCAGGAUACAAUAUAGAGAUUGCAUUAUGGGGAGUAGAAUGUUACCUUCAUGGACGACAUAGUGUAGCUCUCAAGUUGAAAUAGAGAGUUUGCAAAUUAUUUUGAGAUUUUUCAAGUGUAUUUAAUUUGUGGAUCAGGAGGUAUGUCUCCUUCUCACUGAACACUGGACUACCUGAUCCUUCCCUCUACAGUAAAACCAUUAGAGCAGGAGAUGAAUAAUUGCUGGAAAAAUUAAUACCUGGAUCACAUUUGCUUCACAGAUUGCUGGGGUGGAGUUUGUCUUUUUUAUUCAGAAAAACACCUUAAACUGGAAGGACCGAACGCUGCUAAUUGAAGCUCGAAAUGAGACUUUUUCCACCCGUGUCUUGGUCAACGAGACGUGCAGUUAUUCAGUAAGCUCUGACUGGUGGAUAAAGAGGGUUGUUAAAGGGCUACUGUCACUUCUACUGUGUUUUAGGGUGUAUAUAUAAACAGGGAAAUUACAGGUCUAAAGCUCUAAAAAAUAUUACAGUCUUCAUAGCAACCAAGGGAUUGUUUCCCAUCUAGAACUUCGCCCCACAAUUGGCCUUCAGUCAUAUCUCCUCAUUUGUUGAAGGACUCUGCCUCCACUAUCCAUUACAUCAGCCAGAUUGGUGGAAGCUUUUAGUCUGAGAUAAGCCUGAACUGCAGGUCUUAUUUGCUGAGUGGGUUCAGCAGUUGCUCUCAACCAAUGAGUUCACCCACACUCCAAGGCUUAGCUCAGAAGAGCAGAGGCACCUUAGCUUUGGUUCUCUGUCUGGUGUAGUGGAGGCAGGGAGUAGUUCCCAACGUACCCCAGGUAAGAAAUUAAAUUAUUCUGAAAUGGGAUGACUACUUCAAUGGGGGGGAAGGGUGUGGACCAAUAAACUCAUGCGCAGUAAUUGCUUUUGGAAUAUAUAGCUCCUUUUUUUUUGAGAGCGAUGUAUAGUGCAUAUACAAACUAGACUCAAAAGCUUAAUUCAUGGAAAACAGAAAUUACUUACAUUCAUGUGAGUAGCUUCAUCUAUGUUUUUCAUCAAUGAAGCGUCUUGUUGCUGCUGUACUGCUCUGUCAUUGAAAGCAUUUAUAGAACGUUUACAUGUAUAACAUGGGGUUAUGGAAUAAUUCCAUCUGUAUCAUUUCUUUACAAAUGAGAGAUAAGAGGGUGGCGAUGGGGUGUUUUUGCACUUUGUUCAUUUACAUUUUUGUGCCUGGAAUAUACAUUAAAUUGCUCAGUGGGGCGUAUUCAUUAAACUUGCAGAUGCGGAUUGGCAAGGAAAUUUUGCUGAAAAUGGUUUAGGUUGUUUACAGAUCAAUUAUCUUGGCCGAUCGUUUGCAAAUUCCUUUAUUCUCUACCAAUCCCUGCUUAGAGGAAAUAUGGAAACAUAAUGUAUAAAAAAUAUCUUUUAACUGCUAAACCGGUUUAAAAGAUGUUAACGUAGCACAGAGACGGGUUUCGAUAAACUGCUGAUUAUUGUCACCAGUUUUGAAUGACACUUCCUCCAAUCAGCAUUAUGACAUUACUGGCUUUAUAAAGUGGAUACAUUAGGCAGUGUUCAGUGUCUGUUUUCACCUCCGUCAGUUUGUUUAUUGAAGGUAAACAAAAACCAUUCUCAUUUUACAUUGGCCCUGAAAGCUGACACUCCAUGACUUGUCUGAGGACCAGGGCAGGGCCCCUAUUGCUUUAUUGGGCCUUUCUGUGGCUCCCUCGUUACAGGGAGAUUAAUUACCGGCUGUAAUAUCAGUCCCCAGCGCUGAUUGCUAUUGUUCUUGAUGAGGUGAUGUAUUCUUGGGAUUGAGCCAAGACUCUUGUGACACGAAACACUAUGGCAAUAAAUAAAUGUCAGAGUAAUUGGGAUUGGUUAUCAAUGUGUUCUACAACUCUCUAUCACGCUGAGGGCUAAUGUAUAUCUCUAUUCAUGUCAUAGCAAGGCUGCACUGUGUGUUUCGUCUCUCUUGCUCUGAGAUUUUAAUGCCUUUUUGCUUAGUGGUUGUCUCAUGCAAUAAUACCUCCCAAGUGUCCUUGUUUAGGAGGGCCAGUCCCUAUUUUGGGGUGAAAUUCUCAUUAUCUCUUCUAAUAUCCAUCUUUUCGAUGAGCUCCGUAUUUAUAUUAUACACCCAGACAUGUGUUGGUGUGUCUGAGUGUAUCACAGAGUUCCACAGAAAUAAAACCCUUAGUAAUAUGUUUUUCAACUUUGUCAACUUAUAAAAAUCUAAAUUCUAUUUCCAGUCCCAUAAAUGGUUAUCACUAAGUGGUCAAGUUACCUAAAAAGUUCUAGAAUAACCCACCCCUGGUCACACUCCUUAAAAUGUCAAUGUCCUCGUUGGGCAAUUGAAAUUAUAGGAGCUAUGUGCAGGGGGGCAGUAAUAUCUGUGCAUCUAUCGCUCUUCUCCACCACCCAUUAGUUGUUGAAGGCUGCAGGCUAUGACAUCAUAUGCUUGCGUAUUCAGCUGUGUGCAGCAAUAUUCUAAUUGCUACCAUCCUCUAGAGCAGUGCUUCUCAACCCUCUCUUCAAGGCACACCUAACAGUCCAGGAUUUAGGGAUUACCCGGGUGUGUCUAAGGUGUUUAGAAAAAGAAAAAAAACACUUUAGAGUCUAAAGUGCUUUUAGUUUUUUUUAAACACCUUAGACACACCCGGUAAUCCCUAAAUCCUGGACUGUUAGGUGUGCCUUGAGGAGAGGGUUGAGGAGCACUGCUCUAGAGAAUGGUAGCAAUUAGAAUAUUGGUUGGGUACCAGUAAGUCAGAUGCUCGACAGUGUUGCACAGAGCUUUAAAAGUCAUGUCCUGGUUACAGCGGUGCCCCCUAUAACUUUUAUCGUUAAGCUUUGAUAAACUAUUGGUAUUGUGUUCGGAAGUGAUUGCAUUUUUAUUUAUCAGCAUGUCCAAAGUCGAUUGUGGCAAUUUAUAAUACAUGUAAAUGGCUCCCUCUAGUGGGCAUAUUGCAAAUCUAUUUAUUUUAUUUUUUAAUUAUGCUAUGAGACACACAAACGGUACAAAAUGUUUACAGGAUUAAAUAUUUGGGCUUACACAAACAAACAAUACUACAGGUAUGGUUUGAUUGUAGAUACGAUAAGGAAAUGACAUUCUCAACGUAUGCUUUUAUUAGCACUAGGAGAAUAUGAAUAUGGAUUGUGUUUGUCUAUUUUAAGUGGAAAACUGCAUUUUCAGGAGAGUUAUAGGAAUUGGGGCUAGCAAACAAAAUGAGUGUGUGUUUUAUUUGGGGGUAUAUCCACUAAACAGUCAAAGAAAAUUUAACAAAACCUUUUUUAUUCUGUUGGGGCUAUGUUGUUGGAGUGCAAGGGUUGUUGUUUUUUUGCAUUGUACUUACAAAGUUUGUAACUGGGCACCCAAUGACCAACACUAAAGUGAGAAUUGAUUUGAAUUCAAAGUGAAUUUCAAAUUUCAGACCAAAAUAGCCAAACUGAAAACAGAUUUGAGUUCUUUACUCGACUAUUUUGGCCUGGAUUUGACUAAUGCCUUAGCAGUGGAUAACUCUUCCCUGUUUUGCUGAUCCCAGUACCUGAUAUUUUUUUAGACAUCUAACACGGAUACAGCCAUGCUUUUAAAAUGUUAAUGUUGCCAUCAGCUCUCCAAACACAGAAAACGAAAUACAUAUUAACAAGAGAAUACAUAAGAAAGCUUAGUAAAAUUUUAUUUUUAAACACUAUAAAAUAAAGAAGUAAUAAAAAUUGGCAGCAUGCAUCCACAUUGAUCAAUAUUGUUUCAAAGCGGAUCUGUAACUUUUUUUUACAUGGUCCAUUUUUUUUAGUGUGGUUUUUUUUUCAUGAUGUUCUUCCCAGAGUUAUACAUAAAGAAAAGUCGGGUCUACGUUUCCUUAUGUAUAACCUGUAGGAUGACAAACGUUAACAAAGGAUGGCGCUCCAGUGAAGCAAUUUUCGUAUGUACUUCGGCACUCACCAAAGGGAAAAUUCUUAGUGAAUUUCUACAAAUUAUCCCAAAGUGAGCUACAUAUUCACUUGUCCUAUUUUUCCCUAAAAAAAAAAAAAAAUUAUUUUGAAUUCCCACAAUUUACACUUUAGUGAUAUUUUCCUUUGCGAUUUAUUUUUGCCUUGAAUCAUGUCUGUGACAACUCAAUAGUGUAACUCAUUUCAAUUCUAACAUCUACACAUUCGGCUUUCAGGUUCACCCAGAAAACGAAGAAUGGACCUGUUUUGAACAAUCUGCUUCUCUUGACAUCAAAUCUUUCUUUGGUUUUGAGAGUACCGUAGAGAAAAUUGCAAUGAAGCAAUACACCGCGAACAUCAAGAGGGUCAGUACAGCUCUUUCCAGCACAUUUGCCAGCUGGAACAUAGAUUAAGUAGGAUUUUCUUUUGCAACAAUAUUACAAUUUACUAAAUCUUCCCCUUUUCUGUCAAUGUCACUUCCUUCUCUUCCGACUAGUUUCACUAAGUUAGCAGUGACCAAUACUAGCAACUAAGAAAAUAGCAUUUCAGGAAUGUUUUUUAAAAUAAAUAAAUAAAAUCCUUUAUUUUUAUAAAAAAAAAAAUUUCUUAUACAUUGAGAGUAAGAGUGCCACCUUCAGGUGAAAUUGAGAGCUGAUUUUACUUCUCAUAAUAUUUAAGCCCUUGCUAGAUUUUAAUUUAGCUGUUUUGCUAGGCUUUGCUUGAGUUGGUUUGCAAGUCUUUUCAUAUUGUACAACAAGUUUUAAGACAACGAAUUGUUAAUGUGUAACAUGUGUUGCUGUUUGUCAUUGAGGCCUGAAAGCCAUUUUUUACAUUUAUUAGAAGAGUUUAACGUUCACGUUACUUGGGUCUUCCAGGGUAAAGAAGUUAUCGAAUUUUAUCUGAAUGAGUUGAUAUCUCAGGGUACCACCCACCUCCCAAGAUGGAAUCCUGGUUCACAUGGUAGAAAUGAGCAUGCAUCGUGGACUGCGUCGGGGAUCACAGCGCAGAAUUCAAUGCCAGCUCUUGCAGAGUCCUCUGCUCAGGGUUCUACCAGAGUAGAUCUAGCAAUUCCAGGUGCAGAGACAAGUGCCUCUGAUGGUAAGUCAAAAUUGCCAUCAUCACCAAUUCCAGAAACUACCACUAAUUCCAACAUAUACAUGUCUACUGGAUGUGGUAACAUUUAAAGUUGUUUUCUUAUCCCAAUUAAUUUUCAGGUAUUGUGGUUGGUUUAUAGGCCUGAAUUUGUCUAAAAUUUCAACAGUAUAUUCAGGACAAAGUCUGAGCACACAACCUUCACAUUCCAACAAAUGGCUGGCAGAAAAUUAUUACAAUUUUAUGGUCUAAAGUUAGCUGGACAACGAAGGUUGGACACCCCUGCUCUAGAGAAUUUAUCGCUUAUUAAAAUAUUUGUGGCAGCAUGUUUACACGAGAAACAUUGGUCUUAAAGCAUAUCCAUCGCCUUCUAAUAAAGUUACUAUGCUUAGAACCAAAGUGGUACAUUCCAUGACUCCCAUGAUCUAGGGAUAGACCAGUAACUAGAAUAUGGACCACCAGCUUUUAUGGAUUACAUUUUUGGGUCAUGUUCAGCCACCUGUUUAGCUUAGCCAAUACAUUUCUGCAGUCCACAACUGUUGGAAUGGCACAUCUUAAACAUAACUUGUCUAGGCGAUGGUAAUGGUGUUGGCGGUACAGUUCUAGCUUCUGGCUAACCAAGAGUUAUGAUUGUUACUCAACAGGAGAUGAAGAACAGAUACUGGACUGAAAGACUGCUAUAUGUUUAUUUUGUGUUUUAUUGUCUUCUUCAGCUGAUAAACUAGAGGCUGAUUAUAUAGAACGUUAUUUGGGCAAACUCACUCCAAUGCAGGAGAGCUCUUUAAUCCACCUCCGACAAUGGCUGCAAGAAACAUAUAAAGGAAAGGUAAAAAGAUUUUUUAAAACACCUUUAAGUUAAAAAUGGACACCCCUUGCACUAUGGCCGAUAACUACUUAGUAAGAUUUUCUUUACGAAGUAUUAGUAUGCUUCCCAACAGUCUUGAUUUUUCGCCCUUUCCCUCCGUACCGACUUUGUUCCCUGAUGUUGCGCUUUUGGGGGCACCAGGGAACAGUCCCCAAGAAAGCUAAGUGUGAGCGCACUAUUAGACGCGCUUGCGCUACACUCGGCGCACUAGGACUCUGCAGAGAGACCGAAACAGUGUUUCCUGCAUGGUAUGUCCUUAGUGGGCUGGCCUGCUUGAUUGUAGGGAUGCCUGGCAUGCCUUUAAGGAAGGCUGACUUGCCAGUAAUUCGGGUGGACCUGACCCAUUUAGACAGAGCUAGUGGCGUAAAUACGUCACUGACCCACCCCUUUUCCCUAUCCAACCAAUGUCUCGCUUCUCAGGACGCUGAUGUUGGGAUUAUGGGUUAGGACUCCAGUGGCAACAUUUCAAAUAUCAGAAUGUUAAGAAACAAUAUGGAAACUACAGAGGCGUUGCCAAAAUAAGGGCCUAUAUAAUCUUCAUCCUUUUGAAGUCUGGGACUUGUGAGGAACUGUCAGGAUUAUUCAUUCAGUAUAGUCUGGAUUAGCAAACUUUGGUUAAAAUGAUCAAACUAAAUUUAUUUGCAAUUUUUAUAAUUACUUAAGGUAAAUCCGGUUGAAAUUCAUAAUCAACUGGUGUCUGCUUUAAGAUAAGUAAUUGUCACAUGGAUUCUAAAGAAAAUGUAGGAUUCACAUUUAUCAAAUAACAUUUUUUUAUCUGAAUUUACUUGGAAGAAUUCCAGUAGCAGCUAAUUUCACCAAAUAAAUUCACUGGAUUUUUGCAGAUGGAUCUACAUGCAUGCGCUAUAUUUGCCCACUGACAGCGCAGACAAAGGGUUAAAAUAAAAUAAAAAAUAUAUAAAUUUAAGAAAAUAAUAUACAAAGAGUGGAUAGUUGCCAAUUCUGCUGAAUGUGGAGCAUUCAGGUUCGUAUUCUGAUCGUUCAGUUCUGCAUUUCAUCUGCUUUGAUUGAUUGCAUCUAGACAGAGGGAAAUCCAGACUACAUUCAUGUUAAUUCAUAGUCAGUAUUGCAAAAUCGAGACAUCGAUGCUGUCCUCUUGUUAUGUGUUAAACUGGUUUCAGCUGUGACACAGCCACUUGCUGUCCGUAUCGCUAGCGGUAUCCAUUCAUAACACUGAUAUUGCUAAUGCGAGAGUCAAACUAAUGAGUUGACAUUAUGAGUAGGAAGUGCCUUAGCCGCAGCCACUUGGAGGACCUUCAAUUUGAGUUAAAUCUUUCAAAACCGGUUUGACACACACCCAGAUUACAUCCCUAGGGGGCAUUAGGCUCUAGUGGCUGUGCUGUUCAGAGUGUCUCUUUAAGUUUCCAUGAGUGAGCACACACGAGUAGUGUUUGUCAUGUUUCAAGCAAUGAACAUUAUUGGUUGCACAGUACCAGCUCUCUCCUUAGUGUUCUAUUUUCAUACAUUAAACAACUUACACUAAUUAAGAAGGUCUUUGUGUCAAAUCACAAUGGUCUCAUGAAUUUCUGCUGGUUAUAGGUUUCAGAUGGAAACUAGAACUAGCGGCAUUAGUUAGCCAUCUAAAUCCACGAAUGAAGACCCCCCCUUUUUUUUAUUCUCACCCUGUACUGAUGCAGAUCCCCAAAGAUGACCACAUCCUGCGCUUCCUCAGGGCUCGGGACUUCAACAUGGAAAAGACUCGGGAGAUGCUCUGCCAGUCCCUAUCCUGGCGCAAGCAGUACCAGGUGGACUACAUCCUCCAGGCAUGGCGGCCGCCUCCCAUCUUAGAAGAAUACUAUGCUGGGGGCUGGCAUUACCAUGACAAAGGUCAGUACCCCAUUUCUCUUACUAACAAUGACAACUGA